CUUGUCAAAGACUGAGGGAAGAGGAGGAAGGAGGACAUAUUGGAAGAGAACAACGAAAAAACAAUAAACGAGGACAAAUUGAACUACUAAUGAAACACAGAUGGUGUUCCUGUUUUGGAUUUGACGUCUCUCUUCCUCCCAAAUCUAAGAGAGAUGUCUUCAGUCCAUAGAAACUUAGAUCCUGCCGUAUACGAUGAUGUUAAGAGAACAUCUGACAGUUACAUCAUUGCUGAUACUUGUGAUGAGUGUCUUCAGAGGACAUACCCUCACAUGUCGUCCAACAGAGUAUCAAAUGGGGGGUCAAUGCUGUCCUAAGUGUCCUGCUGGAAGUGGAGUUGACAGCCAUUGUACAGAGUGGAGAAGUACUUUCUGUCGGGGUUGUGACAAGGGAACUCCUUUCAUUAAGUGUUUUCCCUGUGUACGCUGUAAUUCAGGUUCUGGUUUAAAGAUAAAGACAGCAUGUACGACUACAUCAGAUACAGUUUGUGAACCACUGGAGGGAUUCUACUGUCUGUUCUCUUCAGAAAACGGCUGUGUGGAAGCACAGAAACACAGAAGCUGUCAACCAGGACAAUAUAUCAGCCAAAAAGGAACAGUAUUAAAGGACACUGAGUGCUCUGACUGCAGAGAUGGAACAUUUUCAGAUGGGACAUUAUUGACAUCGUGUCAGCCACACACACAAUGUCAAUCAUUGAAUCUUCAGCUGAUAAAACCAGGAACUGCUUCAACGGAUGCUGAAUGUGGAGAACAAAGUUCAGGAGCUGUGAUUGUCAUCGUGGUGCCUGUGAUAUGUUUAGUGGUGGCUGGAAUAUCUCUACUUGUCGUGUUGAUUCUCAGAAAGAAGGGACGAUGUAAAUACACAGUAAAAAGGAAUGCAGACAAUCAACAACAGUACUUCAAAAAGAAUAAACAUCCACAUGAAGAAGAACAGCUGGUACAGGGAGUGGCUGUGAUAAAUAAACACAGAGACAGUUCAUAGGACACUGCAGAGGAAAGUUCCAGGUUCAAUUAAAUCCAGUCGGAUGCUGACACAUUGUAAGUUGUACAGACAUUAAUCAGUCCAAGGUGAAUUUUGGGCCCUGUGCUCCAAAGUGAACACCUGCUGGUCUGCAGCCUGCAUCACUAUCUUACAGAGAUGUUACUGGACAGAGACUAGUCAGUCUGGAGUAACAGCUUGGAGCAAGUCAGGGACUAAGUAUGUAACGGCUCCAGGCUCUUCACUCAUAACUUCUGCUCCAUCUCUCUCACCUGUACAUGUUGCUGCUUGUACAGUGAGCUCUCCUUGUGUGGAACACCUUAAAGGCCAACAUCUUCCCAUCCCUGUCAUUACAAGCCACAGAUCACACAGACAUCAUGUGUCUGAAGGCAGGUAUCAUCAGAGAUCAAACACCUGGCCCCUGCCCCCGCGGCCUCUUGCCUCUACUGAAGCCACUCCUGACCAAGCUUCUGUCAGGACGGCUCUGCUCAAUGCUCGCUCCCUUACCCGCAAGACAUUUCUUCUCAAAGAUGUAUUUUUUUUAG
Molecule: messenger RNA, 1521 nt
Organism: Sander lucioperca (pikeperch)
Lineage: Eukaryota; Metazoa; Chordata; Actinopteri; Perciformes; Percidae
Product: tumor necrosis factor receptor superfamily member 14-like
Exons: 10
Coding region: 194-979 (261 amino acids)
Biological process (GO): positive regulation of cytokine production involved in immune response; positive regulation of peptidyl-tyrosine phosphorylation; positive regulation of T cell migration
Cellular component (GO): external side of plasma membrane
Molecular function (GO): protein binding
Source: RefSeq, a predicted model, not a curated record